UGCGCGCCAUUUGGAGCCACGAGUAGUAGCCUCCUCCUCCUCCUCCACCUCUUCAAGGCCGUUACUACAUCUUCGUCUUCUUCCUCCUCCCGCUCCGCCCUCGCUCUCGCACAUCGCGACGCCUGCUCCCUUCUAGCGCGACGAACCUUCGAACCCGCCGCCCUAUGGACGACGACGCUCCUUCGCACGGUUUGUGGAGGUAAGGAGGAGAACAAGAUGGAUCAGAUGAGGGAGUGCCGCGGCAAGGAAGCGUGCGAGCUCAGCCCUCGGUCGGAGCGUGUCGCCGAUCGCAUCCUCCCCCACAUUCUCAACUUAUAUGCUUCUCGUGCCACUCCUCGUGACUUCGAGAUCUAUGCUGAUGACGCUUCUUUUGAAGACCCACUCAUGUCUGCUCAUGGGUUGAGGCAGAUCAAGUCAGCAUUUUACUCUAUAGCAAAGGUGUUCAGUGAAUCGAAAAUUGUUGAAUACACCGUCAAAGAGAAUUUGAUAUCACCAGGGAAAUAUGAGAUACUUAUUGACAAUAAACAAUACUACAAGUUUUUGGGGAGGCCUAUAGAUAUGAUUUCUCUCAUCAGGCUGCAUGUGGAGAAUGACAAAGUUGUUCGUCAUGAGGACUGGUGGGAUAAGAAGCCUCUCAAGAGCAGAGACACUGUCAAGAUUCCCAUGGUAGGCAUAACUCUGGAAAUGCUUCGCCGGGGUUCAAUGAUGGCAACUCAUGCUAUGAUGGGGUUUGGGAAGGAUCCCACCAUGUAAAUCAACUCUUGAAUCUGAACAGAGAAUUUCUUUACUCCUAUUAAGGUGUGUGCAGACAAGUUGGUUGUGGUUUUUAUAGCUAGAGAAAGUAUACAAGCAAAUUGUGUGGUGGUGGAGGUUAUUGCUUGAGAAUGUGAACAAGCACCCAGUUACGCAACAACUCUUAGGUUUAGGUAGAGUCACUCCUCUGGCUUUCAGAGGAUUGAGAUCUAUUUGUGGGCGAAUUUUUGUUGACAUUUUAUAAGUAUUAGCAACAAGCAGAUGGUAUUCUGGCACUUUACGAUCUGCUUCUCUUUUUGUAGAUGCUGCUCAUAUGAUUACCCAGUAUAGGAUUCUCUCUGAACAAAUUUAUUCUAUUUAAUAAAACUGAAUUUCCAUGAUGUUUCUUUAU
Syzygium oleosum is the source of this 1144-nucleotide messenger RNA. RefSeq lists its product as uncharacterized. Lineage: Eukaryota; Viridiplantae; Streptophyta; Magnoliopsida; Myrtales; Myrtaceae. The transcript is spliced from 7 exons. The record is from RefSeq and is a predicted model, not a curated record. Bases 217 to 753 code for a protein of 178 amino acids.